Molecule: messenger RNA, 1708 nt
Organism: Neodiprion fabricii
Lineage: Eukaryota; Metazoa; Arthropoda; Insecta; Hymenoptera; Diprionidae
Product: RNA-binding region-containing protein 3
Exons: 5
Coding region: 184-1638 (484 amino acids)
Biological process (GO): mRNA splicing, via spliceosome
Cellular component (GO): U12-type spliceosomal complex
Molecular function (GO): pre-mRNA intronic binding; U12 snRNA binding
Source: RefSeq, a predicted model, not a curated record
AACAAAGAUCUGUUUCAUAGUAUCAGAGAUGAGUAGGUUGUCUAUAGUAAACAAAUCGAGAGGUUAAUAAAUAACUAAUGAAUAGUACCGAAGUAUGCCAAAAUAAUUUCAUCAGCUUGAAUUUAACUGACAAUCAGUUACAGCAAAGAGUACUUUCUGAGUCACAAUAAGUUAGUGCUAAAAAUGGAGAGUACACCCUAUCAAGAUGAGAAGUUUUCUUGCGACACCCUCAGGAUUUCUCAUCUUCCUUCAAAUCUGACCAAUUCCCAACGUGAGAGUUUACUGCAAAAGUUUGGUGCAAUCAAAGUAAAAACUAUCAACAAAUCUGAGAAAUAUGCAAUUACAUUUGCAAAGUUUGUGUCUAAACAUGCCGCCACUCAAGCCUUAUUUCGGCUUCAUCAAUUGCAAGUACGCGGACAGCGUCUUUCGGUUGAAUUUGCUAAAAAGAGUAUUUCCGAUUUUUCUGUUCAUGAAUCUCACAAUUUACAAAGUUCAAAGGAUGAAGGCACCAAGGAAGAAUCAACUGAAUCAAACUUCCAAACAUUUCUUAACAAGUUGAAUGGUUGGGCGUUCAGUCAAGUUCUUACACAGCCCCCAUCGCCCAACAUUUGGUACAAGUACUCUCCGCCCACAGCCAACACUCUGUUGAGAAUAGCCAUUCAAAUGAUUAAGGAGCCAGUAUUCUACUGUCAGGUUCUUCAUUUAAUGAAUAAGAUGAAUUUACCACCUCCAUUCCAGGAAUUGGAGUCUGAAUUUCCAUUCCUUAAAGAUUGCUAUGAUGUGGAGAGAUAUAGAGAUAUAUUCGGACCGACUGUUGGUCGUAAUAGAAAGAACGAUGAUGAAACAGAAGAAAGUGAUGAAUCAGAGUUAGAGACUGACGAAAAUAUGGAAUUAAAGGCCAAAGAAAUCAUUCCAAUAAAACGGAAACGAGCCCAAUCUAGCAAACGUUUGAAAAUUCCAAAAUUUGUUAACCCAUUAAAACAAGCCUUAAAUACCAGUUCUGCAAAUCAGAAAGUAGUCAAACCGGAAGAUGUAUUUGAAUCAUUACAGAGGAGUGAAAGUAAAAGCUUAAAAAUUGCUCUCAAAGUAGAUUCAGAUUUGGAAAAACGAUUAGAUAUGGGAAAUGAAAUAAAUCCCAUCACUGGUUCUCCUGUGAUAACAUCCGAAGGAGAGGGUGGUUUCGGUCUGAUAUAUCCAGUGAAAAAACCGGAUGAUCCUGGUGCAAAGGAUGAAGAUGCACCCGUUAGUUCUUCCGCAGAGUUUAUUACAUCGGAGGAAUUAGUAGCUAAUCGAAUUUCUGUGAAUGAUCAAAGGCUACUGCCUGUAUUCAAGAAUUACCAUCCUGGAAAACCAUCGUGUCGUCUUUACAUAAAAAAUCUAUCAAAACAAGUCGAGUUGAAAGAUUUGGAUUACAUUUAUAAGAAGUAUGUGCUACCUUACAAUCAAGCUGAUGAGGAGGCUCCUCGGUACAACGUGAGACUCAUGCAAGAAGGGCGGAUGAAGGGCCAGGCAUUUAUCACAUUACAAACUAUUGAACAGGCUCGAAUUGCACUCGAAGAAACUAACGGGUUUAUUCUUAAAGACAAACCAAUGGUCGUUCAGUUUGCCAAAAUUGUAAAUAAACCGCAAACUUCCUGAAAACCAUACAGGAGAUAUGUUUUCAUAUAUGUUUAUCAAUUGAAAUAUUAUAAUGUAGAUAUGCAACAAA